Messenger RNA from Gastrolobium bilobum, 2077 nucleotides. RefSeq lists its product as uncharacterized. The record is from RefSeq and is a predicted model, not a curated record. Gene Ontology annotation, biological process: mRNA processing. Gene Ontology annotation, cellular component: nucleus. The coding region runs from base 138 to 1775 and encodes 545 amino acids. The transcript has 13 exons. Lineage: Eukaryota; Viridiplantae; Streptophyta; Magnoliopsida; Fabales; Fabaceae. Gene Ontology annotation, molecular function: RNA binding.
AGGAACCAACCAAACCAAACCCCUCCCUCUUCUUUCCUAUUUGUGAAAACCCAAAACCCUAGAAAUUUACAAUCUUGCUCCAGCUGCACGCACGCUCGCUCACACACAAAGGAAGAGAAACUUGAAGGAAGUAGGCAAUGGACUUCGACGAGUACGAGUACUUGGAGAAGACAGUGGAGGAGCAACAGGAAGAUAGAGAUUCCUCUAAGAAGAAAAAGGACACCAACGACAAGAGCGAUAGGAGUUACAGGAAGCACGUCGACGACGAUCUGGACACCGAUGACCGGAGGAGCAAGAGGUCGAGGGGAGACGACGAGAAUGGCUCCAAAAAGGAUCGCGACAGAGACCGAGAACGAGAACGUUCCUCCGGCCGCCACAGGGAGAAGGACGGGGAGAGGAACAAAGAGAGGGAUAAGGAUAGAGAGAGGAGAGACAGGGAUAAAGAUAGGGAGAGGAGAGAUAGGGAUAAGGAUAGGGAAAAGGAACGCGAGAGAAGAGAGAGGGAGAGAGAGAAAGAAAAGGAUGAGAAAGAGAAAGAGAGAUCCAGGAGAAGCAUGAGCCGUUCCGAGAGAGAUAGAGACAGAGAGCGAGAUUUCGAAAUGCGAGAUGGCCGGAGAUUUCGGGAUAAGAAAGAGGCUGUGGAACCUGAGGCAGACCCAGAAAGGGAUCAGAGAACUGUUUUUGCUUACCAGAUGCCUCUAAAAGCAACGGAGAGAGAUGUAUAUGAGUUCUUCUCAAAAGCUGGCAAGGUGAGAGAUGUUCGUCUGAUCAUGGAUAGGAACUCAAGACGAUCAAAAGGAGUUGGGUAUAUUGAAUUUUAUGAUGCAAUGUCAGUGCCAAUGGCAAUUGCUCUCUCUGGCCAACUUCUUCUUGGGCAACCUGUAAUGGUCAAACCUUCUGAGGCUGAAAAGAACCUUGUACAGUCUAAUGCUUCCAGUGGAGCUGCAGGUGUAGCAGGACCUUAUGGGGCUGUGGACAGAAAAUUGUAUGUGGGGAAUCUUCACUUCAACAUGACUGAGAGUCAGCUGCGAGAGAUUUUUGAGCCAUUUGGUCCGGUUGAGGUUGUGCAACUGCCUCUUGACUUGGAGACAGGACACUGCAAGGGUUUUGGGUUUGUUCAAUUUGCCCAUCUUGAGCAUGCCAAGGCAGCUCAGAGUUUAAAUGGAAAAUUGGAGAUUGCUGGCAGGACCAUCAAGGUUUCGUCUGUAACAGAUCAUGUUGGAAACCAAGAUACAACUGCAAAAUCUGCAGACUUUGAUGACGAUGAAGGUGGAUUGACUUUAAAUGCCCAUUCAAGAGCAUUGCUAAUGCAUAGGCUGGCUGGCUCUGACAUUUCUGCAAGCAUGGGUUUGCCCAUUGUGAAUGGGUCAGUUCCUGCACAGCAGGCUAUUAGCUUGCCUAUUGGUAAUCCAGGUAUUAUACCUGCACCAGUUCUACCAACACAAGUUAUGCCUACCCCAGUGGUAGAACCUGUAGGAAGCCCCAGCGAGUGUUUACUUUUGAAGAACAUGUUUGAUCCAAGCACCGAGACGGAACCAGAUUUUGAUAUGGACAUCAAAGAGGAUGUAGAGGAAGAGUGUUCUAAGUAUGGCCGGGUGAAGCAUAUUCAUGUCGACAAAAGAAGUGCAGGUUUUGUGUAUUUGCGGUUUGAAACAGUGGAAGCAUCAAGUGCUGCUCAACGUGCAAUGCACAUGAGAUGGUUUGCACGCAGGUUAAUUUCGGCUGUCUUCAUGCAACCGCAGAUGUAUGAAGCCAAGUUUAAAGGGGAAACUUGAAGAAGUGCGUUCAGGCCUCAAGGCUCGUAAAGAUACAAUCUGCAUAAUUUUGUGGUCUUAGUCUUCUCAAAUUAAGAUCUAGUUUAUAGAUUUUUGUUCAUGAAUUGAAUUAGAUGUAUGGUUACAUAAAUUGUAAUGUCUGGAUGGUGAUUUACGAUCAGUUUACCAUUGCGCAUCUGUGUAUUUCAACAACCGUGCCAUGCCAUUUCAUCGUGUUUAUGUGUAAUGUAGGAUAUCCUCUAUAUUAACAUUUUGUUUUAAAGUUUUUAGUCUUUUGAAUAUUCAUUUAUUUCACCACGAAA